AUGCAUCUCUUACGAAAUGCCCUCCCUCUCCUCCCGUUCUGUAUCACAGGCACGGUCGCCGACUUUCUGCUCGGCACGUACCCUGCACCUCUUGACUUGAGCAGCGACGACAGCGUUGUUUCGGCAAGCUGGAAGAAUUUCACCGAGAAAUUUGAUGCCUACCUCAAAGAAGGUGAAACUGAAGGAGCAGAGGUUCUGUCAGGAGUGGAAAACAUUACCUUUUCAGUCGGCUUGUUUUCGCUCCACGAUCCAGCUGCAGGAACCCUACAUUAUCACUAUGCGUCUCCAGAGACUGUCAACGCCGUCAACGGCACCAAUGAUGUGGAUGGAGACAGCAUAUAUCGCAUUGCCAGCGUCACCAAACUCUUUACCGUCCUUGCAGGUCUGCUAUCCAUGACGGACGAGCAGUGGAACACGCCCCUUGCCCAAGUUUUCCCCCAGUUGGCCGAGUAUUCCAGUGAGAAUCCCGGAGAAGAUGACCCGAUUGACACGAUUCAAUGGGACAAGAUCACUGUCCGGGCACUGGCCAGUCACCUGGCAAGUUUUCCAGCUGGAGGCAUACCCGGCGUUGAUACGCUGUCUCAGUUGGCACUUACGGGAGACCCCAACGCCCUCGUCACCUCUCUCGGCUUCCCACCCGCAGACCUGAGCGAACUGGGGCCUUGCUGGACCAGCUCAGACUUUUUCUCCUGCUCCGUCGAGGACUUUCUCGAGAACGCGAAGUCACUGCCGCCGAACUACCUGCCCUGGUCAAAUCCAUCCUACAGCAACCCCGGCUUCAUCAUGCUCGGCAUCGCAAUUUCCACCAUCACUGGCCAGCCCAUGGACACCCUCUACAAUACAAACAUCUUCCAGCCCCUCGACCUGUCUUCUUCCAACUCAACAGCUCCCACCGGUGAAGAUGAGGUUGGCCGUUCCGUCGUCGUUGGCAAUGCUACCGAAUGGUUCGCCGCCGGCGGCAUCAGUACCCCUUCUGGAGGUCUCUUCUCUACCAUCAAUGACCUGAACAAAUUUGGGAUCGGCAUCCUGAAUUCAACCAUCUACGACGCCGACCGAACCCGCGAGUGGAUGAAACCCACAACCUUCACUGCCAGCCUGUCCUACGCCGUGGGUACACCAUGGGAGAUAAUUCGCUAUGUGAGCCCGGUCAGUGGCAAAGUCACGGAUCUCUACACCAAACUGGGCGACUCCGGCACUUUCGGCGGCGACCUCAUCCUCAUCCCCGAGUACAACGCGGGCAUCAGUUUCUUGAACGGCGCCUCCGACCCCAUCCGAAGCUCCGCGGCGCUCGCGGUCCUCGACCAGGUCGCCGAAGCUGUCCUGCCCGCGCUCGAGGCCCAGGCCGCGGCGGAAGCGACCCGCAACUUCGUGGGCACGUACGCCUCGACCGACCCGGCCCUGAACUACUCGGUGACCGUCGCGUUCAACGAAUCCACCGUCGAGGGCAGCGUGUCUGGCCUGACCCUGACCGGCUGGAUCUCCAACGGCACGGACUCGAUGCCCGCCUUCGUCGACGUCCUGCCUCGCUUGCAGCCAUCCAUUCCCAACCAAUCCGACGGCGCCGGCAAAGUGGCUUUCAAGGCGAGCACGAACCCGCAGACCAGCACGUACGCACCACUGGCCGAAGUGGGACUGGGCCCCUUCAGCGGCUUCUACAUGACGAACGGCGACUGGACUCUUGGCGAUGAGACUGGUGUAUACUAUGCGAAGAGGCCGUAUAACCGGUUUGUGUUUGAUGUAGAUGCCGAGGGCAUGGCGACGGCGGUCACACCCGCUGUGACGGGGAUGAAGCUAGAGAAGAGACAAAAGGAAUGA
Cyphellophora europaea CBS 101466 is the source of this 1815-nucleotide messenger RNA. RefSeq lists its product as uncharacterized. The record is from RefSeq and is a predicted model, not a curated record. The transcript has a single exon. The coding region runs from base 1 to 1815 and encodes 604 amino acids. Lineage: Eukaryota; Fungi; Ascomycota; Eurotiomycetes; Chaetothyriales; Cyphellophoraceae.